Messenger RNA from Chrysochloris asiatica (Cape golden mole), 1449 nucleotides. It is a transcript of the gene RASGEF1A, whose product is annotated as RasGEF domain family, member 1A. Gene Ontology annotation, molecular function: guanyl-nucleotide exchange factor activity. The coding region runs from base 4 to 1449 and encodes 481 amino acids. The record is from RefSeq and is a predicted model, not a curated record. The transcript has 12 exons. Gene Ontology annotation, biological process: Ras protein signal transduction; positive regulation of GTPase activity. NCBI's taxonomy places the organism in Eukaryota, Metazoa, Chordata, Mammalia, Afrosoricida, Chrysochloridae. Gene Ontology annotation, cellular component: plasma membrane.
GCUAUGCCCCAGACGUUUGUCUUCUCCAGCAUACUCACACUCAGCUGUAGUGGACAGGGACAGCCCGGCAUGGGGGAGUGCAGCGGCGGGGGUGGUGGCAGUGAUUCCAGAGACCUCAUCUUCCAAGACGGACACCUCAUCUCAGGGUCCCUGGAGGCCUUGAUGGAGCGCCUGGUCCCCACAGUGGACUACUACCCUGAUAAGACAUAUAUCUUCACAUUUCUGCUAAGCUCCCGGGUCUUCAUCCCCCCUCAUGAUCUGCUGGCCCGGGUGGGGCAGAUCUGCCUGGAGCAGAGACAGCAGCUGGAGGCAGGCCCUGACCAGGCCAAACUGAAGUCCUUCUCGACCAAGGUCACACAGCUCCUGAAAGAGUGGACUGAGACCUUCCCCUACGACUUUCGGGAAGAGAAGGUCAUGGCUGAGCUGAAGGCCAUCACUCACUGCGUCACUCAGUGUGAUGAGGAGAACGGGGCUAUGAAGAAGGCCAUCAGCCAAAUGAUGCAAAAUCUGCUGUUGGCCCUGGCUGCCCGGAACCAGCUCCAGGAGUUCUGGGAGAAGUUUCGUCCACUGGCUAUGGACAAAGGGCCUGUCCUCAAAGCAAAGCCACCAGCCACCCAGAAGGACAUCCUAAGUGUGUGCUGUGACCCCCUGGUACUGGCCCAGCAGCUGACCCACAUCGAGCUGGAACGGAUCCACAGCAUCCAUCCUGAGGACCUGGUGCAGAUUCUUAGCCAUAGGGAUUCCCUGGACAACCAAAAGUGCCGAGGGGAUCAGGCUAAGACCUACAGCCUGGAGGCCUACGACAACUGGUUUAACUGCCUCAGCAUGCUGGUGGCCACCGAGGUGUGCCGGGUGGUGAAAAAGAAGCAGCGGACCCGCAUGGUGGAGUUCUUCAUUGAUGUGGCCAGGGAAUGUUUCAACAUUGGGAACUUCAACUCCAUGAUGGCCAUCAUCUCUGGCAUGAACCUCAGUCCUGUGGCACGGCUGAAGAAAACGUGGUCUAAAGUCAAGACAGCCAAGUUUGACGUCCUGGAGCAUCACAUGGACCCAUCCAGCAACUUCUGCAACUACCGCACAGCCCUUCAGGGAGCCACACAGAGGUCCCAGAUGGCCCACAGCAGCCGAGAGAAGAUCGUUAUCCCUGUGUUCAACCUCUUCGUGAAGGACAUCUACUUCCUGCACAAAAUCCAUACCAACCGCUUGCCCAAUGGGCAGGUGAACUUCAAGAAAUUUUGGGAGAUCUCUAGACAAAUCCAUGACUUCAUGACGUGGACGCAAGUGGAGUGUCCCUUUGAGAAGGACAAGAAGAUUCAGAGUUACCUGCUCACAGCACCCAUCUACAGCGAGGAAGCUCUCUUCAUCGCCUCCUUUGAGAGUGAAGGUCCUGAGAAUCACAUGGAAAAGGACAGCUGGAAGACUCUCAGGACAACUCUCCUUAACAGAGCCUGA